Messenger RNA from Psilocybe cubensis, 465 nucleotides. RefSeq lists its product as uncharacterized. Gene Ontology annotation, cellular component: cytoplasm. Bases 1 to 465 code for a protein of 154 amino acids. NCBI's taxonomy places the organism in Eukaryota, Fungi, Basidiomycota, Agaricomycetes, Agaricales, Agrocybaceae. The record is from RefSeq and is a predicted model, not a curated record. The transcript has 5 exons.
AUGGCCGGAACCAAUGAUAAGAACCAAGACUACGUCACUCGCGGGCUUAAAGCCGCUAUUCACAACGACAACGUCUCCGAUGAAGCGAAGAAAAAUGCCGCACAGCGCCUCAAGAACAUGGGCUCGGAAGUACCCUCUGAUUUCAGCUCAGGUGGUGGCCGAUCUGGAGGAACCAACUUUGACGAUUCUAGAAGCCUGAAUCCUAACCAGGAACGCGGUUACAAAUCAGUUUUAUCGAGAGACAAUACGUCCAACGAAGCAAAGGACCAUGCACGGGCGAUGCUUGCGGGAGACGAGCCCGGUUACACUGAUCACGAUGCUGAAGGCGACGCAGUGGACGUGGAAACCAGCGGUAAAGAGACGAAUCGCGUCUUAGGAGGCUACAAGGCAACCUUAAAGAACCCAAAUGUAUCUGAUCAAGCCAAGCAACACGCCGAGGACGUCUUGCGUGAGGCGUGUGAUUAA